AUGAACCAGUCUUCUUCUCUCAUUGCAGACAGCAUACGAACGCAGAAAACGUCUCUUUUGCCAUCACCUGCGAAUCCAGAGUACAUCUACCCAGUCGAACUUUUCCCUGCAGCGAAAGAGUUCGAUGUGUCACUCAUCGUACCAGCCAUUGUCGUUCCAUCGAAACUCGUCUCCGAAUAUCGGAAACAGUUGAAGGAAUUUGUUUUGGACAAAGCAAAACUGAAGGUCAUUGUCCCUCUUGGAGACGACGAUAUCAUUCCCGUUGGCUUGGAACGACGAAAGCAUAGGAAAAUUUUACUGACGAAAAGAUCGAACAUCUUUGAUGAGGAAAAAAUUGCGAAAUUGCUCAGGAACGAAGGAUGUUUCAAAGCGAACCACGAACUUUCUCAAUCAUAUGAAGACUGGUCGACACACGAGGUACUAUCUAGACUUUUACCCUUUCCCCCUAACGAUGUCCCAUCCUCUUUUGAACAAAUUGGUCGGUUGGCACAUUUAAAUCUAAGAGAUGAUUUGCUGCCAUUCAAGUACAUGAUUGGGAAGGUGAUACUCGACAAAAACUCUCCUCGUAUCCAGACUGUUGUAAAUAAGUUAGCAUCCAUAGAAUCCAAAUACCGCACUUUCAACAUGGAGGUGAUCGCUGGAAAUAAAGCUGACGGCUGGUCACUGGUCAGUGUGAAGGAGGAAGGUUGUCAAUUCGAAAUGGAUUUCACAAAAGUCUACUGGAAUUCGAGGUUGGGUGGUGAACAUAGAAGGCUGACCCAGAUCAUCGCAGAUCAAGCAAAAGACGCUGACUCACCAGUCAUCGUGGCCGACUUGAUGGCCGGAAUUGGACCUUUCGCUAUUCCAUUGACGUCAAAGGGGCACAAGAUUGAAGUCCAUGCCAACGACUUAAACCCGGAGUCAUACAACUACUUGCUCUCGAAUUCGAGGAAAAACAGAUGCACUCGACUUUUGUGCUACAACAUGGAUGCUCGGGAUUUCUGUAAAUAUCUACAGGACUCUGGUAUCGUUUUUUCACACGUAAUAAUGAAUUUGCCUGCGACAGCCCCGGAAUUUCUUGAUGCGUUCAGAGGGUUCAGAGGAGUCCGGCUACCAAGAAUCCACGUUCAUUGCUUUGCUCCAAAAGACCACAACGAAGCCGCCAAAGACGCUGUAAAACGUUGUGAAUCUGCAUUAGGAUGCACACUAGAUAUUGACGAAAACCAAGUCAAAGUUAUUGAUGUUCGAAAUGUAUCGCCAAAGAAGAACAUGUAUUGCAUUAGCUUCGAUUUACCAGAAGCGAUCCGCAGUGUACAAUCUGACAGAAGACGACAAAGCAGUCAUGUAGAAGCAAAAAGACAGAAACUAACCUAG
Molecule: messenger RNA, 1353 nt
Organism: Cylindrotheca closterium
Lineage: Eukaryota; Bacillariophyta; Bacillariophyceae; Bacillariales; Bacillariaceae
Source: the annotation of a GenBank genome assembly